AGCUGUGUUUCUUAAUCGCGUCAGGCUAUAGAGGCGGCUUGGUUGAGCAGAGUAACAGAGCUGAAUGUGGCGGUUUGGAGCUGUAGGAGCUUCUUCACUCUACAGACGGGCAGCCACAGUAUGAGAGAUCAAGCCAGACAUGGACAAAUAUGAGAAGGUGAAGAAGAUUGGCGAGGGCUCUUUUGGGAAAGCCAUUUUGGUGAGGUCCAAGGAAGAUGGCCAUCAAUAUGUCAUCAAAGAGAUUGGCAUCUCUAGAAUGUCAAACAAAGAGAGGCAGGAGUCACGCAAAGAAGUGGCAGUUCUUGCUAACAUGAGCCAUCCUAACAUUGUGCAAUACAAGGAGUCCUUUGAAGAGGGUGGCUGCUUGUAUAUAGUUAUGGACUACUGUGAGGGAGGUGACCUGUUCAAGAAGAUCAAUAAUCAGAAAGGAGUUCUGUUCACUGAGGAGCAAAUACUUGACUGGUUUGUGCAGAUAUGCCUAGCUCUCAAACAUGUGCACGAUCGCAAGAUCUUGCACAGAGAUAUUAAGUCACAGAAUAUUUUUCUGACUAAGGAUGGUACGAUACAACUUGGGGACUUUGGCAUUGCCAGAGUUUUAAACAGUACUGUGGAGUUGGCCAGAACCUGCAUCGGCACGCCUUACUACCUUUCACCUGAGAUAUGUGAAAAUAAACCGUACAACAACAAAAGUGAUAUUUGGGCCUUGGGAUGUGUCCUGUAUGAAAUGUGCACGCUAAAGCAUGCCUUUGAGGCUGGGAACAUGAAGAACCUGGUAUUGAAGAUUAUCCGUGGUUCGUACCCCCCAGUGUCCAUGCACUACUCGCAGGACCUGCGUUCUCUUCUGGGACUUCUGUUCAAGCGUAACCCCCGUGAGAGACCAUCCGUUUGCACAAUACUGGACAAACCUUUCCUUGUCCGCAGAAUCCACAGGUUCCUCUCCCCACAGCUCAUUGCUCAGGAAUUCAGCCAGUCUCUUCUCCUCAGACAACCCAAAACCCCUGCCCAGGGAUUACCAGCCAAGCGUCCUGCCCCGGGUCCAUCCCCCAUCACCCCAGCUCAGAAAAUCACCAAACCAGCUGCCAAAUAUGGAGUGCCUUUAACUGUAAAGAGACCUGCUGAUGCUGGAAGAAAGGUGGCUGAUGCAGCCAAAAAACAGGUGGAGAGAAAGCCUGGGAUCAAACUUAAACAGGCUCCCCCUCCAGCAGCAGGUCAAAGGAGAGUGAGUCGGGUGGAGGAGGAGAGGAGGAAGUAUGAGGAAGGAGUGAGGAAGAAACGGAUGGAACUGAUGGAGAGAGAAAGGAAACAGAGAGAGCAGAUGUUCAUUCUUAAAGCUGCUCAAGUAAAAAGAUUUGAGAGGGAAAAGCUUAACCGGAUCAAUCGUGCACGGGAGCAAGGCUGGAGACACGUUUUAAGCUCUAGUGGAGGCAGCAGCCCAGAGAGAAAGUUUUAUGGUGGUGGAGGCAUAAGAGGCCAGCCUGCUCCUGCACCUGGCCCCACUCCUCUACCCGGCCCUGCACUCGUCCCAGCUCCACUGCCCUGUCCAGCCCCUGCUCCCAAAGAGGGGCCAAAAGCUUCAAGAGAAGUCAGUCCAGUGAGGCCUGCAGGAGACCAUGGGAUUCCAAAUGGUCACCCCUGCCUCCCAAAAGGGAAAUGUCUUAAGAAAGAGCCACGAAGGACGAGCCUCCAGAGCGACGCAGUUUCUAAAAAUGACUACGCUAGCAGGUUGAGAGCUCAGAUGGCUGCAGAGCGGUCCAAACAGGUAGAAGAGUUCUUGCAGCGGAAGCGAGAAGCCUUGAUUAAUAAAGUCCGUGCUGAAGGUCAGCUGGGUGCCCGACAAAACCUGGCCGCCAUCUUUGCAAGUCGGACUAAUUCUUCUAGAUGCAGGAGGCCCAGGGUCAACAAAGAGGAGGAGGAAUACUUGACAAGGCUGAGGCAGAUCAGGCUACAGAACUUUAAUGAGCGUCAGCAGAUCAAAGCACGCCUCAGAGGAGAAAAGUAUGACAGUGAGUGUUCAGACAGUCAGGAGUCCAGUGAAGAGUUGGAGCUCAGGAGAAAAAAGAUAGAAGCUCUGAAGGCCCAGUCAAAAACGCGUGCAGCUGUGCUGAAAGAACAACUGGAAAAGAAAAGGAGAGAAGCUUAUGAGCGAGAAAAGAAAGCAUGGGAGGAUCAUCUGCUUGCUCGAGGUGUGAAGGCUGCUAUUGGACCUGCAAAUGCAAAUGCAGCUACACCUUCUCCUACUCCACCACCUCACCCUGAGCCAACCCCUCAGGAUGUAGUCACUAAAGUCACACCCUCCAGCAGACCCAGCACUCCGGCCAUCUCAAUGACAGCAGCUCUGAAGGACGUGGGCGCGAUUGCUACUGUGCAUACCUCCCCAAAAAAGGAGGAGCUCCCAAAAACAGAGACUGUAGAUGUUCAGAGUGAGCGAAAAGAAAUUCUGCGAAGGCUAAAUCAGAACCUGAAGGUUCAGACUCCUGCUGAAGCCAAUGAGGGUAAAGUGAUGCCCCCUGAUGUGCCAGAAACCACUCCUCAGACCAGCCAGUCAGUUGCAGAGGAGAGACCACAAACUAGGGGUGACAGGCGCAAAUGGGAUGCUGGAGAGCCACCCAUUCUCUCAGUAGCCCAGUUGACUUUGGAGGACACUUGUAGCACUAUGGCAGUCUCUCAGGAUGUGUCUCCAGAGCAAAGUGCUCCCUCUGGUGGUGAUAGGAGGAGGUGGCAGGCUGGAGAUGCUCCACUAUCUAUGGCCCAACAAACUCUGCAGACUACCACUAUUAAUACAGCAGAACGAACAACUGGUGAGGUAAUUCCCAUGGAAGCCUGGCAGGGAGAAGGGCAUAAGGAAUGUGGACCUACUCCGAUUUCAGAAGUUUUGAAGAUACUAGAGGAGGCAGAGCUGCAGCCCAUCACUCAGUGCCUGGAUAACAUCAGCAUCUCUGACGACACACUCACCAAAAGCCAUAAGACUAAAGUUGGGCCUUCAGAUGUUGCUGAUGGACCCAUACCAGAACCUCAGCCAAGUCAAGCUGUCACAGACCAGGACCAAAAAAGCAGAACUGCCACUGCCCACGACCAUGAAAACAGAGAUUCCAUUGGCAAGAACCAACAGCAGGUUGUCUUUGGCAAGGACCAAAAAUUUCACACUGCCAAUGACCAGGAUCAUGAGCAACAGUCUGAAAAUAUGGAGGCUGUGUCCGAUUCAGUGGAGGCCAGAAAUCAUGAACAACAGACCUGCCCAGCAGAAAAGACACAGAAGAGUCUCCCUGGUGAAAGAGAGACUGAUGUGCCUGUAGGUGCAGAUGAGGUAGAGUCUUUAAUUCUGGAAGAGGAUCCACAGCAAGUCUCCAAACCCACAGCUGCAGUGAUGCAUGCAUGGGGACAGGACGUUGGGACAGCUCUAACUGAGAAACAGAAGACUGAGGAGAAAGUAGACCCAGAACAGGCAAAGCAGACUGAGAACAAAGUGAAUGAAGAGGCUGCAUUUAUGAAGCUGACCUGCAGUCCUGCGCACCGCCGCACAGUGGUGCUGUCUCUCCUCUCUGCCCAGUCUUCAGUGGAAGACUCCUCUUCUUCAGUGGCGUCCCGUUCCCGCUCUGUGUCUCCACUGCGCACCCACUGUCCUGAUGACGUGCUCCUCAUUGGCCUCUCUACCGGUCUCUUUGAUGCCAACAAUCCCAAGAUGCUGAGGACAUGCUCUCUGCCAGAUCUCGGUAAACUCUUCACUGGCUUCACAGAACCUGAUGGAGCUGCCACCCAGGAUCAGAAUCUGGAGAUAGAGGACCUGGAAGACAAAGAGGAUGAACAGUCCGAAACUGAAGAUGUGUAUGAGGAUGAGGACCUCAGAGAGCUCAGAGCAUCAAUGGAGAGAUUGCUCCAGCAGCAGCGCAGUGAUGACGAUGAAAAUGAAGACGAUGAUGAUGGUGAUGACAAUGGUGACUCUAAUGGUAGCCCUCCCGAUGAAGAUGAACCUGACAAAAAAAGCAAGACCGGUCCAGCAGAAGAAGGCUUGAAUGGCACUACAGCUAAAGUGGAGAAUGGUGGUGGUGAUCUUGGUUGUGGUGAUGAUGAUGAGAGUGCCGAUGUCAGUCUUGCAGAAGAGGAAGGAGAGCUGAUGAGUAAUGGACUAGAUGUAGCAGAGGAUGAAGAGCAGAGUAGCGAGAGGCAGCUCGAUGAAGAGUGGCACUCGGACGAUAGUGAGGAAGAGGAGGAGAGUGAUUGUGAGCAGCAGGACAGUAUCUUCAGUCGUCUGGAGGAGCUGCGCUUCCAUUUGGAGCAGGCAAUGGGCUUCGAGCACUUCAUCCAGGCCUACAACAAGAUCAAGGCCAUCCACGAAGAUGAAGACGAGAAUAUCGAUAUGGGCUCCAGCAUGGUCCAGAACAUUUUGGGAACCAAACACCAGCAUCUGUAUCCCAAGAUCCUCCACUUGGUGAUGGCAGAUGGAGCAUACCAAGAAGAUAAUGAUGAAUGAGGUACUCUUGCAGGCUGCCGGCUGCUUUGGACAAUCUGCUGGCAGAGUGAAGUCUUCCCCUAAUGCUGUGCGUGAAGCAGUGAGAGAAAGCUUGGUCAGUUUGGAGUUUAUGAAUGACUGUCUUCUGUCCACGACCAGCAACUGAAGCACUACUGUGUAAAAUACAUGUAUAAGAAGAAAAGUAAUAUUUAACCAAAGCCUAACUUCAUGUGUGUGAGAGAGAAAGAGAGAUGAGUGUGUUGAGAAUGUGUGUGUGUUAGAUGUAUGCUUAUGUAUGUAUGUUUCUAACUGUUGACCGGUUGUGUGCACCAAAUUCAUGUUACUACAGUAUUUUCUAACAGCUGAAGCCAUGCUAGACCUGGGUGGCCAGUGUCUGAGGUCAGGGUCAGUAUCCAUCCAGCAACAGGUGCUUAUGUGUGACAUGAGGCAAACCUCGGCUUCAUCACUCUGCACCAGUCUUUACACACUCUACACCUCCUUUUUCUACUUUUUACAGGACAAAACUAAACUUUUGUGAGAGUGCAUGCAGAACUGGUUAGGACCGGUACUUUUUUCCUACUUCAGAGGCUUCACUCAAAAGACAGGAUGGAGUUGCUUUAAGCUUAUUUACAGCAUAAAUUGAUGCAAUGAUCGUGUUCUUUAAAUUGUAGUUCCACCAAUGUUUCACAAUUUCUGCAUAACUCAGUUGUUAAAAAGAAGACAAAGUCAUACAGAUUGGUGCAUUGUAGAGAUACACAUGUCUUCAUUGAUUUCAUGGUUAUAUUGAAAUAGUGAUUGGCAAACUAUGGAGUCUAUUUUAUUUCCCAAUGCCUUGCAUGUGCUUCUUCAGUGUAGAAGUCACAGAAAUCUAAUCAUAACAGAUAUUAUGAACAGAUUUCUGCAGUUUUUUUUUUGUGAUUAUUCAAGUAGUCAUGUGAACAUCAUGCUCCGAUUUCUUGUCGCUGGAUUUUAGCUCGGAUUUUAGCUCACAUUUCUCAGUCCUUGUAUCUGAAUACUCUGAAUGAAUAUUGUUUGAUUUUGUAUUCACAAUCAUUUAUUAAACCUUUUAGGGGUUUAGCCAUUUAUACAUACCUUUAACCCCAAGAUGAUCUGGUUCCAUUCAUCACCACUGUGAUAAAACAGUUUUGCCAUUUAAAAGCUCUUAUAGACCUGCAUAUUUCCACUUUAAACCACUCUGAACGACUUUGUUUACAUUUUAACCAUUGACCUUGAUACAGUGGAAUCCCCCUUUAGGUGUUAAUGGAAUGUGCAUAUAUCCCCUGUGCAUGCAUUAUACACACCUUCUGCUGUUGCACCUUUUCGUGAUGUAAUGGAUUGAUGUAAUUGUACUGCUCUGCUGUGGUACAUUCAAAAUGCAAGUGUUGUACAGAUUAUUGUCAAAUGAUUUAAAAAAGAGCAGAGGAAUGGGAAAGAUGAUAUUUAUGUGCUGUCUGAUAUAGACACAAAACCUUUUAUCUUUGUAUUGAUAAAUAAACCUUUUUUUUAAUGUAAA
Astyanax mexicanus (Mexican tetra) is the source of this 5960-nucleotide messenger RNA. It is a transcript of the gene nek1, whose product is annotated as NIMA-related kinase 1. The record is from RefSeq and is a predicted model, not a curated record. Gene Ontology annotation, molecular function: ATP binding; protein kinase activity. The transcript is spliced from 35 exons. Gene Ontology annotation, biological process: protein phosphorylation. Lineage: Eukaryota; Metazoa; Chordata; Actinopteri; Characiformes; Acestrorhamphidae. Bases 140 to 4468 code for a protein of 1442 amino acids.